Molecule: messenger RNA, 486 nt
Organism: Melanotaenia boesemani (Boeseman's rainbowfish)
Lineage: Eukaryota; Metazoa; Chordata; Actinopteri; Atheriniformes; Melanotaeniidae
Gene: rplp2a
Product: ribosomal protein, large P2
Exons: 5
Coding region: 90-434 (114 amino acids)
Biological process (GO): cytoplasmic translational elongation
Cellular component (GO): ribosome; cytosolic large ribosomal subunit
Molecular function (GO): structural constituent of ribosome
Source: RefSeq, a predicted model, not a curated record
UCCGUCUCCUAGAACUUCCGGUACCGUCUCCCUCUCUCUUCCGGUUUUCCUAGCGUGACCGACGUUUCGUGUCUGUUUAGACUUAAAAAAUGCGUUACGUGGCCGCUUACCUCCUCGCUGCUCUCGGUGGAAACACCAGCCCCUCCGCCAAGGACAUCAAGAACAUCUUGGGCAGUGUGGGAAUUGAGGCUGAUGACGAACGCUUGAACAAGGUUAUUAGUGAGCUGAAUGGGAAAGACAUCAAUGAAGUCAUGAACUCAGGCCUCUCCAAGUUAGCCUCUGUGCCAGCAGGUGGUGCUGUAGCAGCACCUGCACCUGCUGCUGGGGCUGCUGCAGCUGGGGCCGCACCUGUUGCUGCGGAAGAGAAAAAAGAAGAGAAGAAGGAGGAAUCCGAAGAGUCAGACGAAGAUAUGGGCUUCGGGCUCUUUGAUUAAUCUGUCUUCUCUCUGUUUAAAAAGCAAUAAAAAUGUAAAAGGUUUACACAAA